AUGGUUGCCUUCGCGAACGCGCUAGGUUCAUCCGCCCUCUUCACGCCGGCCUCUCUAACGGCGUCUUCCUCCUUUUGCGGGUGCACGGUAUCGCACCGCCGCGCCCCGACUGCGCGCCUAUCGCGCCGCUCAUUUCUCCCGGGUCGCAUCGUGUGCGAGGAGGGUUUCAACUACAACAUCUACCAGGAUGGGAAGGACCGCGCCAAGCGCAUGGUGGACUCGUCCGACCGGUCGGUGACGGUGCAGAAGCCGCUGGGGCUGGUGCUGGAGGAGGGGCAGGACGGCAUGGUCUUCGUGGCGGAGAUGGACCCGGAGGGCAACGCGGCCGACUCUGGCGAGAUCAACGAAGGCGACAUCCUCGUCGCCGUGUCGGCCACCUUCGGCGAGGAAGUCUGGUCCACGCGCGGCGUGGGUUUGGACCGCGUCAUGAAGUCGAUCCGUAUCCGCGCCGGCGACUUUGUCACCCUCGUGGUGGAGAGCCCGGAGACGCUGUCAGAGCGCAAGUCCAUGGCUGCGGUCCAGGCCGAGAACCGCCGCACGGAGGCGAGGGAUAAGUUUGGCGAAAGGGAGGUGCUGGACCCCGUCACGUGGAGGUCCAACGCGCCAAAAGAAACACAGGCGACCUACGAAUAUGGAGACCCAGCGCAGGCCCAGAUUGACGAGCAGCUCAAGGAGAAGCUCAAAGCUGAGAUCUCCGCCCCGUAUGAGCAGAACUGGAUUCUAUGGGUGGGCGCGGGCGUGCUUGUGUUAGUUGUACUCAGCGUAGCGUUUGGGAUUACGGGAUAAAAAAGUGGAACAAAGGGGAAAGGGAUUCUCCUCAU
Molecule: messenger RNA, 821 nt
Organism: Chondrus crispus (carragheen)
Lineage: Eukaryota; Rhodophyta; Florideophyceae; Gigartinales; Gigartinaceae
Exons: 2
Coding region: 1-786 (261 amino acids)
Molecular function (GO): protein binding
Source: RefSeq, a predicted model, not a curated record